UCAAACUCAACAACCGACAACAUCUGUGUACUUAACCUCAAAGUCGGAGUUAUAAAUAAAUUUUUUGUAUUUCACAUAAAACGCAUGGUUAAUAUAAAAUAUUACGAUGGCGGGCUGCAGUAUAAUUUCAAAAACCAUCCACCAUAUGAGUACAGGUCGAUUAUUGACUAACAGGGUUAACGUUAACUUGGUGCUCGUUGCUGGAAUAUCGAAAAAAACUGAAGAGCUGUUGAAAUCCCUUAACAUACCCGAAAAACCAAAGAAGCCUAUAUCAGCUUACAUAAGGUUCAUGAUGGACCACCGACCCACAGUAGUUGCGAAACAUCCUAACUUGGAAAUGACUAAAGUGGCGAAAAUUAUUGGCGAAGACUGGAACAAGGCCCACUCUACGAUCAAAGAAAAGUAUCUGGAUCAAUACAAAGCUGAACAGGCGGAAUACGAGACUAAAUUGUUGAAGUACAUGAAUAGUCUGACACCUGAAAUGAAAAGGGCACUUGAGUUACAAAAAUUUGAGGAAAGGGAAGAAAAGGAAAUUAAAAAAAUAAAACAGCUAAAGAAAGACACUAACAUGCCAAAGGCUGCCCCAAGUGCCUACAAUUUAUUCAUGAAAGACUAUUGUGAUAGGGAAAAGGUGUCACUAAACAAAGUGCCAAAAGGUCUGUGGGAAAAUUUGCCAGCAUCUGAAAAGGAUAAAUACAAGCAACUAGCUGAAAGCGAAAAACAAAAGUACUUAGUCGCAUAUCGCAAAUGGGAAGAGCAAGUUUUAGAAAAAGGUCUUGAUCACCUGAUUGCUAAGAAAAAUUUAAAACGUAAAUCUCCCAUUCUGAAGAAGAAAAAGGAAUAGGGACGCGAGUGCCUUUCUUCCGAUUUAUCCGCCUCAACGGAUAAAGGCACGUUGUUUCAUAUUGAAACAGAAAAUAGCAUUUCAAUGGACAAUAAGUCUGACGAAACUACACACAUAAAUAAACAAUCUGAUUUACCCAUAGAUCAUACGUCAAAGGAUAAUACCAGCUCGAAUUUAGUUACGUCUUCCGAAUCUCAAAAUGUUAGUUCUGUUUCAACUCGGAUAAAUGAGGAGGUGGAUUUGAAUAUUGACGAACGCAAAUUGGAAAAUGAAACGAAGGAAAAGAAGACCAUUUUAAAUAAGUUUAAGGAUAUAUUCAAGUUUUAACCAAAUUUAUGAACAUGUUUUUGUUUUCUUUUUCUAUUAUAGUUUUUUUUUGUAAUAAACAGUUGUAGUAAAAA
This is a messenger RNA of Aethina tumida (small hive beetle), 1245 nucleotides long. RefSeq names its product transcription factor A, mitochondrial. The transcript has 3 exons. The coding region runs from base 107 to 844 and encodes 245 amino acids. NCBI's taxonomy places the organism in Eukaryota, Metazoa, Arthropoda, Insecta, Coleoptera, Nitidulidae. The record is from RefSeq and is a predicted model, not a curated record.